CCCUUCCACGCCUUCUCCUUCCAGCCCCCGUCGGGUCUCCCUUUUUCUGUCCCGUUUCCCAUUCCCAUUCCAGCUUCACGUUGCGCGACACGAGCCCCGACCCUCUAAGUUAACAGACCCGCCUUUUUUGCGAGUUCGCCGACCGACGCCUUCCCUUAUUCCUGCACGUGCGCAUACCCAGCGAGCAUCAUGUCCCGGCAUUUCUGCUUCUGCAUUCCCGUCCGCGCGGGUGUCUUCCUCUUCUCCCUGCUCUCCACCAUCCUCGAGGGUCUCCUCGCCGCCGUUCUCUGGUACAUCGUGCAUGAAAUCGACAUCAAGGCGGAGAACUACACGAAUGUCGCAGAGCACACCAAGAUCACUGUGAUCGUGCUAGCUGCGAUCUUCACCAUCAUGGCGCUGUUCUCGCUGUUCGGCUUCAUUGGCGCAGUCGGAGCAAAACGGCGCCUCGUGAAGGCGUUCGCGUUCAUGAGUUGGCUGCUGUUCUUUGCGUCGAUGGGCGCGUCAGGCCUGACGCUCUACGCGAUCUUCUCGGGGAAGAACAUCACGAGCGACUGCAUCCAGGUCGAUAACAAGGGAAACGUCUCGCUCGAUUCGUGCACAACGCACGUCUCGACUGGCGUCAAGGUCGCCGCGACGAUCAUCGUCGUCCUCAUCAUGAUCGUCCACCUAUACAUGGUGGUGAUCAUCCAGCGCUACGUCGAGCAGCUCGAGGAGGACGGCGCCGCGUGGCAAGGCCCGUACAAGCUCACGACGACGGACACGAACCAGGGCCUGCUCAACCCCCAGGGCCCGUACUCAUAUGCGGAGCCGCACAACGCGUACGGCAACUCAUACGCAUGAGUCUGGACCCCGACCCCGACCCCGCUUGUGUUUAUGUCUCGCGCUGCCGGAUGGGAAGCCAAAACGAGAGGAGGUGGAUGGCGCGCGCCGCCCGUGUGUGCGGGGCGUGCGUGCAUGGAUGCUGUCGUGCUGUUUUUGCUGCUGUUUGACUUUUAUAUCUAUUAACCCACUCACGACAUAUUAGUGCUCAUUGUAUUCUUGCAUAUUCCAAUGGACUUUGCUGUGUGUUCCUUUAUUCAAGUCA
This is a messenger RNA of Postia placenta MAD-698-R-SB12, 1084 nucleotides long. RefSeq lists its product as hypothetical. Bases 190 to 840 code for a protein of 216 amino acids. Lineage: Eukaryota; Fungi; Basidiomycota; Agaricomycetes; Polyporales; Adustoporiaceae. The transcript is spliced from 4 exons. The record is from RefSeq and is a predicted model, not a curated record.